AUGUCGAACCCCAGAGUUGAGGAGCUUCCCGACGAGGAGCCUAAGAAGGUUGUCGUCCAUGACCACGAGGAUGACAGCAGCGACGAUUCCGAGGCCGAGGAGGUCGAGGGCAACCUCCCUGCCGGCUCUACUGCCGUGAUCCAUAACCGCAACGAGAAGAAGGCUCGCAAGGCCCUCGAGAAGCUGCACCUCACCCGUGUCCCUGGCAUCACCCGUGUCACUCUCCGCCGCCCCAAGAACAUCCUCUUCGUCAUCAACAACCCCGAGGUUUACAAGUCCCCCAACAGCAACACCUACAUUGUGUUCGGUGAGGCCAAGAUCGAGGACGUCAACGCUGCCGCUCAACAAGCCGCCGCUGCCCAGCUCGCCGCCUCCGGUGCCGAGGACCACUCUGGCCACAAUCACGGCGAGCCCAGCAAGGCCGUCGAGUCCGGCGAGGCCAAGAAGGACGAUGACGAUGACGAUGAUGAGGACGAGGACGACGAUGAUGAUGAGGAGGUCGAUGCCGAGGGUCUGGAGGACAAGGAUAUUGAGCUGGUCAUGACCCAAGCCAACGUCAGCCGCAAUAAGGCCGUCAAAGCUCUGAAGGAGAACGAUAACGACAUCGUCAACUCCAUCAUGGCUUUGACUCCCCCGCUACCAUCCUCUGCUUCAAUUACCACAUUGAGGGGUUCCGAGGGCGCCGUUAACCGGAUCCCAGCACUGUCACGUGACCAUCUAGCGCCCGGUUGUUUCCCUGGCGAACUUCGGCAAAAUCAUUCAACGUCCAUCAAGAUCAACCUCUCCGCUCCCUCCAUACCGCAAUCCUUCUUCACAAUGGCGACUCGAAGCGCAGCUCUCAAGCUCGACUGGACCAAGGUCACCAGCUCGCUGGGCCUCCGUGGCCAGACCGUUGCCUCCCUCCAGGCCUUCAAGAAGCGCAACGAGGACGCCCGCCGCAAGCUCCAGGCCCUUUCCGAGCAGCCCACCACCGUCGACUUCUCCGCCUACCGAUCCGUCCUCAAGAACCAGGCCGUCAUCGAGGAGAUCGAGAAGCGAUUCACUGCCUUCAAGCCCGUCACCUACGAUGUCUCCCGCCAGCUGAAGGCCAUCGAUGCCUUCGAGGCCGAGGCCGUCAAGAACGCCGAGGCCACCAAGCAGGCCGUCGACCUGGAGCUCAAGGACCUUGCCGCUACCCUGCAGAACAUUGAGACCGCCCGACCCUUCGAGGACCUCACUGUCGACGAGGUUGCCGCUGCCGAGAAGUCGAUCGACGAGAAGACCGCUCAGCUCGUGUCCAAGGGCCGAUGGAUGGUGCCGGGUUACAAGGAGAAGUUCGGCGACCUGGCUAUGCUCUAA
This is a messenger RNA of Ilyonectria robusta, 1338 nucleotides long. RefSeq lists its product as uncharacterized. Gene Ontology annotation, cellular component: nascent polypeptide-associated complex; cytoplasm. The transcript has 7 exons. Gene Ontology annotation, molecular function: proton transmembrane transporter activity. The coding region runs from base 1 to 1338 and encodes 445 amino acids. Lineage: Eukaryota; Fungi; Ascomycota; Sordariomycetes; Hypocreales; Nectriaceae. The record is from RefSeq and is a predicted model, not a curated record. Gene Ontology annotation, biological process: proton motive force-driven ATP synthesis; protein targeting to membrane.